GAGAAGGGAGCCAAUACUUUUUCACAUAUCCGUCCUCUGUCUACCUCUGCUGGUGGACUAAUUGCUCUUACCAGACGUCGGACGGGGCGGGCAAAGAUGAAAGAGACGCACGGGAUGUCCAUUGGGCUGCACGUGCACACGGACCCGCCUUCCCUCUCAACGUUUUUCUUUCACAGGACACUAAAAGACUUUGCACUUGUCAUCCCAAAGCGGUGUGUGUUUUAAUCAUGCCUCCGUUACUGUAACCUCUCGUUGUUGUUCUGUUUCUUUUGUCUUUCCUGCUUCCCUUUUUGUCGAACCGUUUCUUCCCCACAAAUGAGUUCGCCGCCGUUCUUGGGGCACCUGCUCGGGGUUCCUGUCGAAAGCGUGGAGCCCGGUGCUGUGGAGAAAGACACGACUCACACGAAGAUUUUUGUGGGCGGGUUGCCCUAUCACUCCGACGACGCCUCACUUCUGAAAUAUUUCGAGACUUUCGGGGACGUCGUCGAAGCGGUGGUGAUCACCGACAAACACACGGGCAAGUCCAGAGGAUACGGCUUUGUGACCAUGGCAGACAGCGCAGCCGCAGAGCAGGCAUGCAAGGAUGCAAACCCCAUCAUCGACGGCAGGAAGGCCAAUGUCAACCUGGCGUACUUGGGAGCCAAGCCACGCAGCUCGCAGACAAGCCUGCUCAUCCUUACAUCUAUCCUCCAGCGUUCCUGCAGCCCAGCCUGGUGCUGCAGUCCAGUAUCGCCCACCCCUACUUCACUCCCUCUGGGUUGGAGCAGUACCCCUACAGCCCGUCACCACUGCCCUACCUCAGCUAUGGCUUCUCACCCGGAAUGUCAGCGUCCACUCUGGUCACAUCCCAGACUCCGCCCACUGGCACCCAUUCGCCUCUGGCUAUGUUCUCCACGUUGCCCGCCGUCCCGCAGGUCGCGCUCCCUAACCUUGUGCACCAGCUCCACCGCGCGCAGUGAGCAGCCCCGGCGAACAGCCAAUACAAAGCGACAUCAUGAGUGUGAUGUCAUUAAAAAAGGGCUUAUUGAAAGCACUCCAGACUUUUGUACGUUUGUUGUAAUAGUUCAUAAAAAUGUUAUUGCUACUGUUUCUUUAUACAACGUGAAUGUUAGUCUAAGUCAAUGACUGGAAUAAAAGAGCCCAGAAGCUUGCCACCAGAGGACUCUUGGAGAACACAUAAGGAGGCAGGAAAAUGAAAUUUAUUUGAAAUGAUCCUGCAGUAGUCAUUUUAGUUUUGUUUUUGUUUUUUAUGGACCGUUUUAUUGUUUUCAUCCUAUAGAUUUUGCUCCCUGCCUUCAGGUGAUCUCUCAGUUCUUUACAUUUCGAUCAUGAAAAUGUUAUACUUUGAAAGGAGAGUCGAGCAAGUACAUGUCAGUGUCAGGUCAGAGCUCCUCUUGCAGCUCAUUAUCCUAAUCAGAGUUGUUUGUUUAUGUUGUCCUUUCAUUGCCAGCUAAGAGAAUCAGACUGAUUCUUGAGCAAAGCUGGAUUGGCGUUCCUUGUUCAUGUUGAACCACCUUUGUCAUUAUAAAAAGCCAUGCGUAACCUUUAGUAAGAAUAUGCAAAAUAAAAGCAA
Messenger RNA from Phyllopteryx taeniolatus (common seadragon), 1573 nucleotides. Its product is annotated as RNA-binding protein 38-like. NCBI's taxonomy places the organism in Eukaryota, Metazoa, Chordata, Actinopteri, Syngnathiformes, Syngnathidae. The transcript has 3 exons. The record is from RefSeq and is a predicted model, not a curated record. Gene Ontology annotation, molecular function: RNA binding. The coding region runs from base 316 to 1125 and encodes 269 amino acids. Gene Ontology annotation, cellular component: cytosol.